AAUAAUCCCAACACAAACAAACAUUUUCAGUCCUCCACCAACCCACUCUCAAACACUUUCUUUUCCCCCCUUGGAACAGCUGAGCCAAGACGCGAGUAAUGGCGGUGGCAAUGAGCUUUCGUAGAUUGUCUUCCUCCAUUAAGUCCCCAAUCAGACCUCUCUUCAGUGGCAGCUCCCUCUAUUAUAUGUCAACAGCUGCGGCAGAGAAAGAGAAAGCUCGUGCUAAUUGGAUACAUCAGUUGAAUGCUCCGCUAGAGGAAAUCGAUCCUGAAAUUGCUAACAUAAUCGAACUCGAGAAAGCUAGGCAAUGGAAGGGACUAGAACUCAUACCAUCAGAGAAUUUUACAUCCCUAUCGGUAAUGCAAGCAGUGGGCUCUGUCAUGACCAACAAGUACAGUGAAGGGUAUCCUGGUGCUAGAUACUACGGAGGAAACGAAUACAUUGACAUGGCUGAGUCCUUGUGUCAAACGCGUGCACUAGAGGCUUUUGGGUUGGAUCCUGCAAAGUGGGGAGUCAAUGUGCAGUCACUUUCCGGAUCUCCUGCUAACUUUCAGGUUUAUACUGCAUUGUUGAAACCUCAUGAGCGAAUUAUGGCACUAGAUUUACCCCAUGGUGGACAUCUUUCACAUGGUUAUCAGACUGACACUAAGAAGAUAUCUGCUGUGUCAAUAUUCUUUGAGACAAUGCCAUAUAGAUUGAACGAGAGUACAGGUUACAUUGAUUAUGAUCAGCUAGAGAAAAGUGCAGUGCUUUUCAGACCAAAACUUAUAGUUGCUGGUGCCAGUGCUUAUGCUCGCCUUUAUGACUAUGCUCGUAUACGCAAGGUCUGUGAUAAGCAGAAAGCAAUUAUGUUGGCUGACAUGGCACAUAUUAGCGGGUUGGUUGCUGCAGGUGUUAUUCCAUCUCCUUUUGAAUAUGCUGAUGUUGUGACAACCACAACACACAAGUCACUUCGUGGUCCACGUGGUGCUAUGAUUUUCUUCAGGAAGGGAGUCAAAGAGAUUAACAAACGAGGGAAAGAGGUAAUGUAUGACUUGGAAGACAAAAUUAAUCAAGCUGUCUUUCCUGGUCUUCAAGGUGGACCACAUAAUCACACCAUAGCUGGUUUAGCAGUUGCAUUGAAGCAGGUCAGAACACCCGAGUACAAGGCUUACCAAGAGCAAGUUCUCAGUAAUUGCUCGAAAUUUUCUCAGAGGUUGCUGGAGAACGGCUAUGAACUAGUAUCUGGUGGGACCGAGAACCAUUUAGUCUUGGUCAAUUUGCGAAACAAGGGUAUUGAUGGCUCAAGAGUUGAGAAGGUAUUGGAAUCAGUUCAUAUUGCAGCCAAUAAAAACACUGUUCCAGGGGAUGUGUCUGCUAUGGUUCCAGGUGGUAUCCGCAUGGGAACCCCAGCUCUCACAUCUAGGGGUUUCAUUGAGGAAGAUUUCGAGAAGGUAGCUGACUUCUUCGACGCUGCUGUGAAAUUAGCCUUGAAAAUCAAGGCCCAGACGGAAGGAACAAAGUUGAAGGAUUUUGUAGCAACCUUACAGUCGGAUACAAACUUUCAAUCCGAAAUCGCUAAGCUCCGACAAGAAGUGGAGGAGUACGCAAAACAGUUUCCGACUAUUGGUUUUGAGAAAGAAGCAAUGAAAUAUAAGGACUAAAGCGGAUAUCUUUACACACAAUGCAAGGUUUGUCAGCUCUAAAGAACUUCCUAAGCUGGUUGCUGUCUUAUUUGUUGAACGUAAUCUUCUAGAGGCAAACUAUCUUAGAAUUUAUUGAAAUGCCAAAAUAUGCACGUUUGUUUUUAGUAUGAAGGAUGUUAUCUGGGGUUGAGCCGAACUGUAUUCAAACCGUAUGAAACUAUGAGCUUUUCAUUCAAAGUUUGAGACUUGAAGUUCGGCUCAAGCUCGAUCACGUUUCGUUUUCGAAGCUCAAAAUCGAUUCGCGAUUUAAAAAAGAAAAUGAACUGCUCAUGUUUGUUUGAUUAGACUCGAUUAUUGGCUAUUAAAUUCAUGUAUCAAACAAUUCAGUUGAGUUGGAUAGCUAGUUUUACUAUUUAAAAGAUAAUAAAAUAAUUUUUUUA
Messenger RNA from Gossypium raimondii (Peruvian cotton), 2065 nucleotides. RefSeq names its product serine hydroxymethyltransferase 2, mitochondrial. Gene Ontology annotation, biological process: tetrahydrofolate interconversion; folic acid metabolic process; L-serine catabolic process. The transcript has 15 exons. The record is from RefSeq and is a predicted model, not a curated record. Gene Ontology annotation, molecular function: zinc ion binding; pyridoxal phosphate binding; glycine hydroxymethyltransferase activity. NCBI's taxonomy places the organism in Eukaryota, Viridiplantae, Streptophyta, Magnoliopsida, Malvales, Malvaceae. Gene Ontology annotation, cellular component: cytoplasm. Bases 99 to 1643 code for a protein of 514 amino acids.